Molecule: messenger RNA, 6974 nt
Organism: Rhipicephalus sanguineus (brown dog tick)
Lineage: Eukaryota; Metazoa; Arthropoda; Arachnida; Ixodida; Ixodidae
Gene: Cad86C
Exons: 22
Coding region: 11-4930 (1639 amino acids)
Biological process (GO): homophilic cell-cell adhesion
Cellular component (GO): catenin complex; plasma membrane
Molecular function (GO): calcium ion binding; cadherin binding
Source: RefSeq, a predicted model, not a curated record
UACGACUGCCAUGUGGUUCUGCAUGCUUCUACUUCUAGACAUCGGAAAUGUAGAAGGUAACGCUCCCAAUAUCGACUACUCCCACAACAUGAGAGUGCUCAAGCUUCCUAAAGAAACGCCGAUCGGAACCAUCGUGUACCGACUCAAAGGUUCCGACGCCGACUCAGACGUGCUCACCUUCGGCGCUCAGGACGCCGUGGGUAAGGCACUCUUUCAGUUCCGAUCCGUCCAGUUCAGCCAGGCCGACGUGAUUCUCAAGAAAGCUCUCACGGAAGAAGAAUAUACGAUACGACUCUUCGUCACAGAUGGUGUGGAGACAACUGAGGUAGAAUCGACAAUCAUCGUCACCAACGGCACAGGACUUCCGCAUCCUUUCGUGGAUUACAGCACGUUAUUGCGGGUGCCAGAGAACACGAAGGUCAACAGCAGCAUCGGAUACGUGACGGCGAGAGAGCGUGAAAACAGCAACUUGCCGGUGACCUUUGAACUCAGGGGUUCCGACAAGUUCAAGAUCCGUUACGAGUUUGGUCCACGCGGCACAAGCAAGGCAGUGAUCCAACUCAUCGAGCUUCUCGACUACGAGACCCGUAAAGUGUACGAACUCGACAUCCUCGCGCUGAACGCGUGGACGGACGAGCGCUACGACACGCGCAACGUGGCCGUGCUGUCCAUGGCCGUGGUGGCUCAGGACGUGCCGGACACCCCGCCGCACUUCCUGGACGUCCCGCCUGUCGUCACGGUUUCGGACUCGGCACCACCCGGUACAAGCGUCCUGAAGCUUACAGCAGUCGACGGUGACUACGGCAAUCCCAGAAACUUGACAUAUCUGCUCGACAAAGAGAACCCAUGGUCAAGCCACUUCGGCGUCGACCCGCAGACUGGCGAAGUGAAGACGACUCGACCAAUAUCGGAGUUGGCCGAUAAGUACGGUGGCACGGCGGUGUACAUCCUCAAAGUCAUGGCGCGGGAGAGCUCCGGCACUGCCGAGUAUCCUGAGCUGGAGGCCUCCACCCAGCUGGCCGUGGUCCUCAUGUCGCGUGAGAACCACGCGCCCUCGUUUGCCAGCGGACCGUACGUGGGUUUCGUGGCCGAGCACAGCGCUGCCUCGACGGCUGUGCAAUGGGCGCCCGGAGUGCUGCCCAGGGUCUACGAUCGCGACCAGGGAAGAAACAGUACAUUCAGGUUGUAUUUGGAUGGCGAGGGGGAGACCAUUUUCACCAUCCACCCGCAGUCGGCCUCGCGGGAGGCCGAUUUCGCCAUCUUGGUUCAGGACUCCUCCAAACUGGACUACGAGGUUGCCGAACCAAAGUACGUCGAGUUCACGAUCGUCGCGGCCGAAACCGAAGCUGUGCAGCCUCUGACGUCGUCCGUGACUGUGCGAGUGAACAUCGUGGACACAAACGACCACGCCCCCAUGUUCACCAGUGACAUGUACGAGGUGGUUGUAGCCGAAGACGCCAGGCCGGGCACCGUCAUCACUGCCGUCACUGCCACUGACCCGGACACUGGAAGUUUUGGCACAAUCAAGUACACGUCUUUGAAUGGGCCCAUCGCCAGAAACCUGAAAUUGGACCCAGACACGGGCCGUGUGACUCUGGUCUCGUCCGAGGGUCUCGACCGCGAGUCGGUGCCAGAGUACGUGCUCACUGUCGAGGCGCAGGACGGUGGAGGGCGGCGGGCUUCGACGCAGCUCCUGGUACGCCUGGGAGACGCCAACGACAACGCGCCUUCGUUCAGGCAGCCCCGUUACGACGCCGUACUCACGGCAGACCUGGCGGACUUUGCGGAGCCUCUCAUCGUCCAGGCGACGGAUGCCGACGCGGCCGGCCCCAACAGCAACGUGACGUACGAAAUCGUGAGCGGCAACUACGAGCAGAAGUUCCGCAUCGACCCCGUGUCAGGCGCCGUCAGCCUCACGGCGCCCCUGUCCGCUGCUCGAAUGGGACUGCCCCUGGUGCUUACAGUGCGAGCCCACGACCAGGGCAUCCCCGUGCGCUCGGCGUCGGUGCCGGUGCGCGUCCACACGCAGGAGUACCUGAAUAGAUCAAUAGUUGUUGUCCUGCCAGGAAGUGAAGAUCAGGUGCGGCCCAGGAAGGAAAAUAUUGAAAGGGGUCUCUCUGAUUUGCUUGGUGCCAACGUCAACAUUUACUCAAUGAUGCCACACAACGGAUCCAAAAAUGCGACUGUUGCCAGAGGCUGGGCCGUUUAUGAGUCACAGCCCAUCGACCUCGUCUCUUUCGGAAAAAUCAUGAGCAACUUGUACGGAAUGAACUACGAGCAGAUGUCCGUGGAGCGGGAAACGUUGCUCCUGAAGCGGUCGGGCAACGACCGCGUCUUCUGGAUCCUGCUCAUCGUGCUCAUACUCAUCAUACUGCUGCUGCUCCUGAUUAUGCUCUGCUGCUGCUGGAAAUACUUUCUAAGGAACCAGCGGCCACGUUCGAGUAGCAAGGUGUCUCCGGCGAGAUCUGCGGGAGCAGCCAUGACGGAUCAGUCGCACCGCGAGCGGCGCUCGACCACGGACAAGGCGACGGCUGUUAAUGGAAGCGUGCCCAGUGGCCGCCGUGCCUGGCAGGCCGAUGGCGGCAGCCCCCGACCUGGAGACGGCAAUGCUUCCCAGUCAGUUGCUGUCGGCACUACCGCUGGGCUAGACGAGGCUACCCGCCAAGGCGGCACCGUGGAGAAUCCGCCGCGGGGGCGUCCCGCGAGUCGCGACCGCCUGCUGCUUCACGGCUCCAGCCUUGACGCCGAUGCUGUCGUGCACGCUGGUGAAGGAGGGGGCCGCCGGUUGGGCGACUUCCUCGUGGUGCGACGCGAUGCUGCCCCCGCCAGGAGACGUCGUCGUGAUGAGGCCACUGACUCGGACGCCGACCUUUACAGACGCGCUCCGUCGUCACCAGUCAGCGACACCUUCGGCACCACGCGGAGCGUCGAGUACAGUGGAGGCUCGGUGGGAGGCGUCGCGGGCCCACGCAGAACCGAGAUCCUCUACAUUCGGAGCCCUCCACCAGACGUCGCUAGCGCCGCGGGCGACUACCAGGAAGACCCGUCGUCACGUCGUCGCCGCCGCAUCCGCGAUGAAGAGGCCGACGACAGCGGAAACAUCCGACACCGCGCCGCCGCGAACCGCCGCGAAAACGCUCGCCGUGUCAGGUUCUCCCGGUACCACAAGGUGGACGGCGCGUCCUUUGUUUUGCAGUCACACUCACCAGACGGCGUUGAGGAUGUAGCGUCAUCGACGUCGGUGCUUCCCCGCGAUCAGGUUUGGAUUGUACCGCAGGAACCGCGGGGUACGACACAACGUGACGCUGUGCCCUAUGAAGAGCCCAUUGGGAGACCAGUACCGGCUGCUAGGAACGCGCGCCUGCGGGCUAUGCACCGUCGGUCCGGCGGCGACAGCCAAGAGCUAGAAACGAGCGAUUUUGGCGAGUCCUUCGAAGAGUGCGAGCUCCGGUCAAAAAACAUCGUCGCUAAUGAUCUGCCUCAAGUCCAUGGCGGUGAAGCGGACGGCCCCUCGUUUUCACGCGUAGCCGAAUCAUCAUUCCAGGGCGAAAGUGUCCUAAAGCAGCGAGCCGUCAGUCCGAGCAAGGCACAGGUGCCCUAUGACGCCCGCGCGAGUACUGUGGUUCAGCAACAUAUGCAUGUUAGCCGACCAGAGGAAGGAACGAGAUCAGUUCAAGCUGGCGAAAUUGGCCAAGCGUUGAAUUUGGGUGCGCAAGGGGCAGGACUACUUAGUCAGACAUCAGGAGUAAAGGAUCAGACUUCGUCCGUGACAGUUUCUCAGGUGCAAGGAACUGUCAGUUCAGGCACGUUGACGCAAGUCACAACGUUGACAACUAAUGCACGACAGCAGCAGUUACCGCAAGAUACCCGUAUGGGACAACCUUCACUGGUCCCUGGUGUCGGUGAACCAGCUACUUUGCAAGCGCCUGUAAGUUACGCGAGUGGUGAGGCAAAUGUAGGUGCUUCAACAGCAGAACGCGCUGAUGUGUCACUCCAGUCUCACGUUUCGCAAACUCAUCACAUUCAGCAGGAUACCACACUCGCCCAGGCUGCAUUGCAUCCGCUCGGCCUCCAAGGCCCCCAGCUAGUUGCCAUAGCCGGGAUGUCACCCGUAUUCUUCAGCACACAGCUUCCCGGCACUCAAAUGAUUUCUCAGCCCAUCGAUGUUGCACAACCCAACUACCCUCAGGCACCUGCCCGUCAUCAGCCUCCCGCGUCCACGUCGACGUACUAUACCACUGUUCAGAGCACAGAAUCACUAAGUCAGCGCCAACAAGUGCCAUUUGUACCGUCCCAUGUACACGCGGAACGACAAGAGCGUGCUGCAGUGCAGCGUGAACAUGAUCAAGUGUUGUCAGCAAACGCCGAAAGCACGACCGAACACAUCGUAGCACAAGAUCAAAUCACUCACGGUAAGUUAGCGGGAACAGUGUCGAGCACAGUGAUUGUAGAUAACCGCGAGGGGCCAGCGGCAAGUGGUCAGGAGUUUUCAGUGGUGUCGGUCCCUGCUGGUGCCUCGCACGAUGAACCUGGUAAGAGCAGGUUAGAAGUGCCGCGGCCCACUCGUGCAUCUGGCCAGGCGGUGGAUGCUGAAGGUUCUCCGAGGCACCAAGGCUUCUCCACCGUCAAGAUCACCACGAAGGUCGUCACGACGGACGGUAGCAUCGUGCACGAAGAUUCGGCAACUCAUGCCGGCGCAGCAAGCGACUCGGAGAUGGAGAUGAUCGAGCGUGAUCUAAAGACAAGCUUGAGAAAGUUGGAUGAGUCGGAACAGGAUGAUUCUGACUCGGGCAUUGGGCCCGGUGCUAAGAACCUGCGUCUUAAGAAGAAUGCGUUCAUCGAAAAGAAGAGCCUUUUCACCAUUGCCUACGACGGUGUCAACACGGAACGGAUCCGAACGUGCCUAGGGAGCAGUUCGCCUUCACCCUGAGCCAGUAGCAGUGCGAACUGUCCUACGCCAACUGUAGCGUAGAUUUUUUCUACCUCGCUUGUGCUUUCCUUUUGCCCGCGGGUCACUUUUCCACGAACGGUAGAGUCUCUUACCUAUAGAAACUAGGGCAUCAUUAUACGCAAUCUCUCGUUUACCUGCUGACCUUUGCUGACUAAGCGUGGAGCAUCACGCAUAUUGUACCUUUACAACACUGAGCCAUUUCGAACACUCAGCCGUUGUAAUGCCCUCCUUCGUGCCUCUAACGUCGCCUUUCUCACCGAGGUUCGUUUGCCUAUGAUGUCAUCUGGAGGAGCCGACGUUUGUUGUUGAAAUAUCAAGCUUUCUUUUCUCUCGAUAUUCAAGAUGCCGUCCAGUAAUGUGUAAAACAAUUAGUCUAUUGGAAGCUGGGUGUCUGUGCGCUAUCGCUUCAUGAGAAUACAAACGACUUACAGAUACUGUUUGCGAUUGCUGCGUUUUCGUUACAUAUGUAUUGCGCUGUUAAAUAUGCUGCUGUUGUUUCCUUGUUAAUAUUUGGCUCGCAGUACUGUUCGUUUAUGUCCGAGGAGUGUAUCGUGUAAACUGUUACGUUUGUUUGUAAAGUUCGUUAUAUUCAUCUCAACAAAAACAACUAUGAAUUGUUACCUGACCCGGAUACAAAUUUUAUUGAGAGUUAAUCAAGUGUCAGCAAAUCGUGUAGUCCGAGCGCUUCAGUCUCAGAGUCACCGUUGUAUCUUUUCUCCCCUUUUACGGUGAACUUCCCUCUCCAGGCGUUUGCUUUCAAUGCGUACCAACGUUUAUUGAAAUAACCCUUCAAGCAACGCGGAACGGCAUUUGCACAGGCAAUUUUCGUCACAUUAAGCUUAAUAUGUGGAUAAAUUUUGAAGUGCGAGGUAAUCAGGUGAUGUGUGAAAAACCGUCGAAAUACCAGCGAUUGCGCCCGGGAAGGUAAUUAUGGAGCAACCAACGGUAUGGUUUUUUUUUUGCAGAACUGUCCUGCAAAUCAAGAUGAACCCUUCUGGAAAUAACAGAAUUUUUUAGGAGGAACAAGCUGUUGUCAUUUUAAAGUUGUAAGAGAUUUAUAUAUCUUUAUCCAAUUUCUUAAACUUGGUGCAAAGUAAGUCCUUGCAGAAUAUAUAAAAGACGUCUCGAAAACUCUAGUGUAUGAAGACUGCAAGAGUAAUCGAUGACAGUCAUACCGAAACGUAUGCCCGUAUUAGUUUCAUUUGCUCCUUCUGUUGUUGGAACUGUCAGAAGUGGGUUUUACAUAAGAUGACGUGCUCGCACUGAGGCUUCAUUGCCAAUUAGUCGACGCCAAAAGGCCGAAGAGCGUAAAGGAAAAACGGGGGUCCUUUAGCUCUCAACUGAGAUAUGGCACGGCCUCUGUUAGGCAUGUAUAUUGUAUUGGAAAUGGCUCGUGUCCCGAACUGCCGUGAUCGAUCAGGUUGAUCUCCUCUUUUUUUGUGGUUGUCAAAUGUACGUUCGUCCUAUUUGCAACGUUCCACCGUUGUACACAGGCAAGCACUGUGCCAUUACGGUUGUUUUAGGGGCUCUAUAAACGUACUCAUACAAUCCGAACUAGUCCGUGCUGUUUUCAGCCAAUUGUUUCCCUGUUAAGAUAAGCUGGAUACCCGAAACGUUGCACAAAUGAGGAAUUGUACCCAGUGUACGAUCCCGAAGCAAUGUUUUUUGGCUGUUUGCUACUUCGAAAUUGUUAGUUUGUAGCAGAUGGAAGGAAGGUCGGUAGACAUCAGUUAGGUAACCAGGAUUAAUUGCCAGAGUUGCCAGUUGCGCUUAUAUUUAGCGGAUUUGGUCUACUGCUUUCACCGAGUGGCUUGUAGAAUUUUCCAGUCGCUUGUCGCGGAUUUUUUUGGCUUACUCGCGUUUUUCCUGCAAUUAUAGAUAUUUUAGUGCUCUUCAGGUUUACUAAUAGGGCAUUUCUCGAUUACUUUGUUUAGUUGAGCGUUGAAAUCAAACAUACAUUUGGGAGCCAACAUGUAACUUUAUUCUUGCACUGACAAACGUGCAUUGAACAGAGUUCUACCCU